Molecule: messenger RNA, 2959 nt
Organism: Thlaspi arvense
Lineage: Eukaryota; Viridiplantae; Streptophyta; Magnoliopsida; Brassicales; Brassicaceae
Source: the annotation of a GenBank genome assembly
GUUUCAAUAAAGCUAAAUCGUUUCUUCACUGCUGCUCAGAAAUCAGAAUUCUCAUAUGGGAAAUAUGACUAAAUCAGCAUGUGACUGACUUUUGGUCUGUAAAAAAAAAAAAACUCAUAGAUAAAGUUUGCACCAUUGUUUAACGUUUUAUGCAACGCAAAGUCAGCUUUUUGAGGUUCCUCUCUCUCUCUCUCUCUCUCUCUCUCUCUCUCUCUCUCUCUCAACUUUGCUUUAUUUUAUUUUAAAAUAAAACGAAGCCAUUUUGAAGUUUCGUUGAUGGGUUCUGUGUUCAACAGAAGAUCCCAAAUGUUUUAACAUAUUUUUUUUCAUCUUGACGAAUCGAGAAAUUCCUGAAGCUCGAUAUGUCUUUCUUAAAGUUCUCCCUUUACCUUGUAAAACGAACACUUGCUUCUUGAUGGGCUAAAUCCAAAACCUAGUCUCUGUCAUCGUCUCCUUCCUUUCUUCUUCUUCUUCUUCGUCAUCCUCGUCUUCUUUUACAUCUGAAACCUGCUUCUCGUACUUUAUCUCGGCGUAUUCGUUUAGAAAAUGGCUUCCCCGAACGAAAGCGACGAGUUUCCCAUUCUUCUUCCAAUCCCAGAAGCAACAUCUCGUGCUCACAACAGAGCUUUCACUUCCACGAAUCGUAGCGUUUCCCUCUCAAACCCAACUCUCUCCACCGACAGAUUCGACAUCUCAAGCGUGCCUUUAGGCUACACAGGUCCUCUUCGAACACAGAGAAGACGACCUCCUUUAGUGCAGAUGAGUGGUCCUCUUUACUCUACACGCAGACCUGAAUCUCACUUCCCUCCCUCUCCUAUUGAAACUCCUGAUUCCUCCUCUACCGUUGAUGUUCCGCCUGAAGAUGAUUACGUCUUGAAAAACGCUAAUCUCUUGAAAUCUGGACAACUAGGGAUGUGUAAUGAUCCUUACUGUACUACUUGUCCUUCUUAUUACAACCGCCAAGCUGCUCAAUUCCACCCUUCCAGAGUUUCUGCCUCCAGGUUCCACACUGCUCUGUAUGAUGAUGCUAGAGGUUGGGCUAAGCGAUUUGCUUCCUCUGUUCGUAGAUGCGUACCUGGCAUCAUGAAUCCUCAUUCAAAAUUCGUUCAAGGCUGGACUAGAUUCUUAGCCUUCUCAACCUUGCUGGCUAUUUUUAUAGAUCCCCUCUUCUUAUUCCUCUUACGAAUCCGAAACGACAACAAAUGCAUAGAGAUUGAUUGGCACAAGACUAAAACAUUUGUGUCUCUCAGAAGUAUAUCUGACCUUAUAUUCUCCAUUAACAUUCUUCUUCAGUUUCGUUUGGCUUACGUAGCUCCUGAGUCUAGAAUAGUUGGUGCAGGCCAAUUAGUUGAUCAUCCAAGAAAAAUCGCUCGCAAUUACAUCCGAGGAAAGUUUUUCCUUGACCUGUUCAUAGUGUUACCUAUUCCACAGAUAAUGAUAUUAUGGAUAAUACCAGCACACUUAGGCACAGCGAGGGCAGAAUCAGAGAAAAACAUUAUACGCACGACAGUUCUUUUCCAAUACAUCCCAAAGCUAUACAGGCUUCUACCACUUCUUGCUGGACAGACACCGACCGGUUUCAUAUUUGAGUCGGCUUGGGCUAAUUUUGUUAUUAAUCUUCUCACCUUCAUGCUUGCUGGUCAUGCUGUUGGGGCUUGCUGGUAUCUUGCAGCACUUCAGAGAGUUAAGAAGUGCCUUCUGAAUGCUGAGAAUGUAUCUGUGGUACAACGUAGAAACCUUAUUGACUGUGCUCGUGGAAGCUAUGAACCGAAGUCGCUACGAGCUAUGUGGAGAGGUAGUGAGAGUGUCAAUGCUUGUUUUCAAGAGAAUGGUUCUACUCAUGGAAUCUAUCUCAAGGCAGUCAAUCUUACCACUCAAUCUGAAUUCUUCACAAGAUACAGCUACUCUCUGUUUUGGGGAUUCCAGCAAAUCAGCACGCUUUGUGGAAACUUAAUACCAACUUACUCAGUGGGGGAGGUUUUCUUUACAAUGGGUAUCAUUGGACUCGGCCUUUUGCUUUUUGCGCGCCUUAUCGGUAAUAUGCACAACUUCCUUCAAGCUCUCGAUCGAAGGAGGAUGGAAAUGAUGCUGAGACGUCGUGAUGUGGAGCAAUGGAUGAGCCAUAGACUUCUGCCAGAAGAUAUAAGAAAGAGGGUGCGAGAGGCUGAGCGGUUUAAUUGGGCUGCUACUAGGGGAGUUAACGAGGAACUACUCUUUGAGAAUAUGCCUGAGGAUCUUCAGAGAGAUAUAAAACGUCAUCUCUUUAAAUUUCUCAAGAAGGUGAGGAUAUUUUCGUUGAUGGAUGAAUCAAUCUUGGAUUCAAUCAGAGAGAGGCUGAAACAGAGGACUUACAUAAGGAGUAGCACGGUUUUGCACCGCAGAGGUCUAGUUGAGAAAAUGGUAUUCAUAGUGAGAGGUGAGAUGGAGAGUAUUGGAGAAGACGGCUCUGUUCUGCCAUUAUCGGAAGGUGACGUUUGUGGUGAAGAGCUUCUCACUUGGUGCCUCGAACGCUCUUCUGUAAACCCCGAUGGGACGAGGAUAAAGAUGCCGCACAAGGGCUUGGUGAGCAACAGAAACGUUAGGUGUGUGACAAACGUGGAGGCGUUUUCGCUGAGUGUAGCAGAUCUUGAAGACGUGACGAGCUUGUUUUCAAGAUUCUUGAGGAGCCAUCGAGUGCAAGGAGCCAUUAGGUACGAGUCUCCUUAUUGGAGGCUACAAGCGGCCAUGCAGAUUCAGGUGGCUUGGAGGUAUAGAAGGAGACGGCUUCAGAGAUUGUACACUGCUCAGUCCAGUCCCAGCCUUUAGAUGUUCUUGAUGAUAUUUGGUUUGGUUAAGUAGGAAUUUACGUAUAAAGCAUUGUGGUUGUUGAAUCUGUAGUUGUAAGAUAUAUAAGAUGGCUUAAUGAUUCAUUCAUUAGUAAUAUGAAAGUUGAAUAAGAUAAUUUGGUUCACGAUUUUAC